Molecule: messenger RNA, 1746 nt
Organism: Topomyia yanbarensis
Lineage: Eukaryota; Metazoa; Arthropoda; Insecta; Diptera; Culicidae
Exons: 2
Coding region: 188-1030 (280 amino acids)
Source: RefSeq, a predicted model, not a curated record
CUGUCUAAAAUCGUUGUCUUUGCAAUGCAGUGACGAUUUGAUCGUUUUUUGAGUUUUGUUGGACAAGUUUUUUCGUGAAUCAAAUUACCAAGUUUGUGGAUUUUAGUAGAAUUUUUUUAUCCUUUGUAGCUUUAACUAUUGUGAUCAUCACUUUUGGAAACAAAUAGGAAAAAAAGGUGCUACGGAAAUGUCAUGUGAUACAACCUCCGAAGACAUUGAAGAUGAAAUCAGCAGCUGGGGUUACUCAGUUACGUUUUCCGACUUUGAACGGUCUCGUCAAUCCGAGAAACAUAUCCAGUUAAACAAGAUUGGUUCAGUGGCGGGACGAGGGCGCGGCAUUUCCAACAACAAUUACAUGGCUACAGUUAAAUUGGCUUCUGAAAUAAAUGAGCUAAAAGCCAAUGUCGUUCCUAUGGGUCACUUACCGACUUCCUCCGAAAUAUUAGGCGCGCCUUCUGAGAAUGAAAUCACUCCUCUUUUGAGGAAAUUGGGUAUAAGCGGACACGAUGGAGAAAUAAGUAGUAGAAAUACGAGGCAAGUACCAUUGCAUCAGGAACAAAUUCGACUAGAUGGUAAUAUCCCCGUAAUAUUGGAUGGGGAGCUGUUCAACACACUGAAUGAAACGGCUUCUUCUGGAGCAAGACUCAGCGCAGACGAUGAACCAUUUGAUCCAAAUCGACCGCUCCAAGAACAAUUCAAAACAAUAAAAGAAUUUUUAAUGGACGAAUGUGUUAAACCACCAAGUGUAAUUGACCAGAAUCCAGUAUUGGGAAGCGUUUCGGCGUGCCCAAAAUCCUCCAUACCGAGUCCAUCCUCAGUUUCGAUCGAUCUUUCGUCCCAUUCAUCACCAGCAAAUGAUGAUAGCUCGACUUCGACCAGUGUAACAACCUACAGUACCGGCGAACAGUACUCCAAUGAGCAGUGGUGUGAAGAACCAUUAUUGAAGAGAAAAAACAAGCUGUACACUCCAAGGCAAUUAUACGAAAUCAAAAAGAUACAUCCUAUAAAGUGUAUACCUAAGGCAUCGUAACUAAAAAUAUAUAUAGAUUAAACGUCACUAAAGUGCCGUUUGCUGAAAUUAUUCAGGAACGCUUUGACAAUACCAAAUUACGAAAAUCACAUUCAAUUGCAACAAUGAAGUUAUCAUCUAGGUAGUGCAAUGAAAUUGCAUAAUGUCAAAGAGUCUAUUGGUGUAAAUACAUACAAAUAGAAAUGGUUAGUCAGCAGUGGAUUUUAGCAAUCCUGUUUCGGGUAGUCCAGGAUGUUUGCCUUAAGCUUAUAUGGCCUGUGUUAAGCCAAAGAGCACGAAGCGCCGUUUUGAGAUGCAUGUUCUACAAACGCUAUCGCAUCCAACACAGCACUAGUAACACCCACAUCUAUUUAUUUAUGGAAACACAAACGGUAAACGGUAACAUAUAAGUUUCCCUUAACUUGCUAUGUUGAUGGUAAGGUAUCUAAAAUGCAUUUUAACAUGCAAAAUACUAGAAAAAAUGAUGGCCUCAGUUGGGUUUGGCUUAACGCAGACCAUAUAUACAACGUAUUCAUGUUGGCUAGGAUAUAACGAAUUAUUCUCCGUAGUGCGGUAGAUAGAAAGAAAUUUAAGGCAUAUCACCUCGGAAUGACUUAGAACACUGUUAACAUGACAAAAAUUACAACCUGAUAUCGGUAUAAGACCGAGUGAAACUCACGUCUUCACUGCUUGUAAUGGUUUUUAAUAAAAAAUAUCCAAUUAAAAAUUUAUUUUAA